GGCAAGUGGUAUAAGAAAAGUUGAGUAGGCAAGUGAGGGCUGGGAUUAUGAAUGUGUAGAUACAUACAAAAGUGGUUCGUGGACCAGCCAGUAGCAUAAUUAGCUAGUGUGCGUGUGUGGCAGAGAGGAGAGAUCAAAGGGAGAACUGAUGGGUGUCUCAGGCGCUGUUCAGUGGUGGGAGGUGUCGCAGCUGCGCAUCCUCGUCCUUGCUAGCCUGGUGAUUCAGUACAUCCUCCUUUUCGCUUCGGCCGCACGUAAGUUUCCCAUCAGAUCCUGGUUUAGACCUGUCAUCUGGCUAGCAUACCUGGGCAGUGAUGCCAUUGCAAUCUAUGCGCUCGCCACCCUCUUCAACCGCCACAGGGAGUCACAUCAGGAGGAUGGAGAUGGCGGCAGCAACAUCCUGGAGGUGCUGUGGGCGCCUAUCCUCCUGAUACACCUAGGUGGACAGGACGGCAUAACCGCCUACAACAUCGAGGACAACGAGCUAUGGACGCGGCACAUCCUCACCUCAGUGUCUCAGGUCACUGUGGCUGUCUACGUCUUCUGGAAAUCAUGGCCAGGCGACGACAGGAGGCUGCUCCAGGCAGCAAUAUUGCUUUUCAUCCCCGGUAUCCUCAAAUGCUUGGAGAAGCCCUGGGCUCUCAACAGGGCUAGCAUUAGCAGCCUGGUAAGCUCCGGAGAGCCUGUUUGGAGGUCAAUAAACACACAGAAGCUCAAGAUCGAUCUGCUUGAAGAUUUCAUUCACAAGGCAACAAGUCCUGCUGGGGCGAAUGAUUACCUUUUAACACCAGCCACACCGGUGGACUUCACUCCCCACAAGCUAUUUGUGGAUGUUGCAUCUCCUUCUCCGGAUGAUCGGAUCAGGAUGCUGCAGUCCUUCUCAGCACUGGAUGACAACCAUGCGUAUUGUAAGCUGCAGCAUUGGCUCUCUGAGACAUUUCAGCUACUCUACACCAAAGAAAAGAUGUUCCCCAUUGAGUCUGGCUUUGCAGGCCGAACCAAUAACAUCGCCCAUGCCCGUGCCAGUUCCACCAAAGUAGGCUUUUUUAGGAGUGGUCUAGUUCGACUAUUUGCUAUGUACCUUCCGUUUGUGGCCAUAGCCCUCUUUCAUUAUAGUCACAGAGAAGUUUAUAGGGAAGAUGAUGUCAAGGUUACAUAUGUGUUGCUCUGUUGUACUGCUGCCCUGGAGGGUCAUGUCAUGGCCCUAAAGACCAUGAGAAGGGGCCGAGAAAAUCGGAAGCAUACAGACGAACCUCUGUUUGCUGACAUGGUUUCCCAAUACAACCUUAUAGGUCUUGUUGUCCGCAACAAGAAGCAUUCCAGGAUGAUGAGGAUCCUGGGAGUAUUGGGAUGCUCUGACUUCCUUCAGCAACGUUGGCGCAUGAAGUCUUGCUACUCAUCCUUCAGCAUUACAAUGUUAGUGCUCAAGUAUGUGAAAGGAGGGUGGGAGCAUCACAUAAGAGAUGUUUCCACUUACAGGAAGUUCAGUGAUAACAGGGGCCAGUUUACUCUUGGGUGUGAAGGGUGCUACGAGGAACUAGGCUGGAGCUUAGAGGGUGCAUUCGACGAGAGUGUUCUCCUCUGGCAUCUCGCUACGGAUUUCUGCUACUACGACACAGGUGUAUCUCACUCUCACCACGGACUGCUGUGCACGCAAGAUUCAUGCCCUCAUGCUUAUGCAUGCCCUGCUUGGUGUGAAGGAUCUGGUCAUCACAAGAGGGCCGUGCAGUGCAGAGAAAUGUCCAACUACAUGGUGUACCUACUGUUUGUGAAUCCUGAAAUGCUAAUGGCAGGCACCAGAAGGAACCUUUUCACGACCGCCUACGACGAACUGAAGGGCAUCAUUAUCCAGGGAGACAAGCAACCUCACAAGGAAGCAGAGCUUACACAGAUUAUAAUUGCUGCAGUGGAUGGUGGAGGAUCUCCACCUCCACAGCAGCAACAGGGAGGCAUUAUCCAUGACGCUUGGAGUAUUGCCAAAGUAUUGUCCUGUCUGCCUGAAGACAAGAUGUGGGAUGUGAUCGAAGGCGUCUGGGUGGAGAUGCUGUGUUUCUCUGCCGCUAGAUGCAGAGGGUACCUGCACGCCAAGGGUCUGGCCACAGGCGUGGAGUACCUCACCUAUGUCUGGCUCCUAUUGUACUACAUGGGGAUGGAGACUUUGGCAGCAAAACUGCAGAGGGCGGAUCAUCAUUAUCACCACAACGGAGGAGAGCAUGGGGAUGGCCCUUCAAGUUCUCAUGUCAGCACGGCCGCCACUGGCCAAGAGGAAGCAGCUGGUCCAUCAAGAUCAGAUGGUGGCGCCGAAGGUCAAUCUGCCGGUUACCAUGACAGUGAUGAUAUAGUGGAAGAAAUGGUUUGAUUCACUAUGAUGUUUCUGGAAGCCGAUCUGACUCUGCGUUGCAUUGCUCUCUUUGCUUUUGCAUGUGUGCUAAUACUGUUUUUUGUUGAUUAAUGGCACUAUGCGUGUUUUGUCGCUGUCGUUUCUGCUAUGUAAUCCCUUUCUGUUGUUGAAUUCAAAUAAAGAGUGGGCAAUGUCUGCUGUAACAUUGAGGCAGAGUUUUCAGUUCUGUACCAUAUGUAACACUUGCACUGUACCGUGAAUACUUCUGAAGCAUCAUUCUUCUUACUGAUUCGGA
Messenger RNA from Aegilops tauschii subsp. strangulata, 2636 nucleotides. RefSeq lists its product as uncharacterized. The record is from RefSeq and is a predicted model, not a curated record. Lineage: Eukaryota; Viridiplantae; Streptophyta; Magnoliopsida; Poales; Poaceae.